Messenger RNA from Chelonoidis abingdonii (Abingdon island giant tortoise), 3636 nucleotides. Lineage: Eukaryota; Metazoa; Chordata; Testudines; Testudinidae. The record is from RefSeq and is a predicted model, not a curated record.
AUGGAGGACUCGGGGGGAGCAUCAGCGGCGACCUCCCCACGCCUGCCCAAACCGCAACUCCAGAGCAAGGGCGCCGCCUGUGCGGAGGGCGAGGCAGGCUUCCCAGGACCCCCUCCGGAAGAGGGAUCCAGAGCCAGAGCUCAGUCACCCAAGCAAGUGUCUCCUGAGGCACUGGGUGAGACUGGGCUGGGGACAGUCCUAGCCAUUCGUCAAGUGCAAAAUGAUGCCAGCAACUUCGUAAUAUAUGAAUCGGCCAUCAAGCAGAUCGAUGUGGAGGGAGGGAUCGUGAUCUUGACGGAGCCUGGGCCCGGGUCGCCGGAAUCAACGAAGGAGCCCGACCUGGACACGGCCAAGCUCGCGGUCCGCGUAGAGGCGUACGGGAGACAUUCUGAGUGCUCCUUCCGCAAGGCAUGCUUAGGCCGGGUACGAGGACGAGAAGCCUUGGCCCACAAUGAUGGAGGACCUCUCCGCAGGAGCCGUGCCGGGAGACGGGCGGUGCGAGCCAGCGCUUACGGCUCGCGAUUAGAGGAUCCGGUUGCCGGAGCCACGCUCAACGUGCGCGCGGUGCGCACGGGAAGUGCCGCUCAUAAGGAAUCGUCGGCAAAGCGCGUGGGACUCGCUCCUUCUGUAGUCCGUGCGCAGGAAGGACUUGCAACGAUGUGGCACGUACUCUGGAUUGGGCAUUCCCCAGGCACUUUUAGCAAAGAGAUCGCAGUGGGGAUCACUCGUGGGAGCAUUUGCGACUUUGUUACAAGACCGAAGCCACGCUUUAGAUAUCUCCGUAGAACUCAGAUCUCGUCGCCCUCGGUGCCCAAGGAGAGGUUAUUGGCGCGGGAGAUGGACGUAGCCUCCUGGGACCAGCUGGCCUUCGGCAUCGCACUCCGCGCAGACGAGGCUGCCACCCCGCACCCGGGCCGGGCCCAGCCCUGUGCAGCGAGCUCCGCCUUCUCCCCUAUGCCCCAGCGGGGAGCCCCCCGGUGCCAUGCCUGCCUGUUUCUUUCAGAUGUGGUGCCGACUCCCCCCGACGGGCCGCCCGUUGUGCUGGCCGUGACCGGCAGAGCCGUCACACUGACCUGGAACAAGCCCAAGUGGCUCGACUCAGCCAUAGACCUUGCCUCGGUGACCUACCCCCUCCAGCAGCAGGUGCUGGGCACCAGCCAAUGGACCAUCGUGGCCACCGGCCUGCGAGACCCCCGCUGCACAUUGCACAGCCUGGCCAAGGGGCCACGAUACCUCUUCCGAGUGCUCACCAUCACCCCCAGGAGCAGCAGCAAGCCCUCGCCUCCCAGCGAGCCAGUGCAGCUCCUGGAUCGGGGUCCAUACCUGGAGGAGGGUCCUGUCAUCCUGGACAAGCCAGACGUGGUGUACGUGGUGGAGGACCAGCCAGCCUCCAUCACUGUGACCCUCAACCACGUGGAGACCACGGUCACCUGGAAAAGGACUUGCAAGGUGCUGCUGGCGGAGGCAACGCCUGACCUUUGUCUAACGACAGACAGCGAGUUGCUCACCUGGUAUUCGGCUGGCCGCUGCCACGGCCUGCGACUAGAUGCGGCGUCUAACCUCACCGCCCGCACCUGGCCGGGAGUGAUGUCUGCAAGGCCGGAGUGGUGGUGCUGCGCCCAGCCGGAGGCAGUGGCCGCGGUGGCGGAGGAGGGGCACACAGCCCGGCGGCUGACAGACGACUACGAGGUGCACGAGGAGAUCGGCAGGGGAGCCUUCUCCUACGUGCGGAGGGUGACGGAGAAGAGCAGCGGGCUGGACUAUGCAGCCAAGUUCAUCCCCUGCCGGGUCAAGGCCAAGCAGUCGGCACGCAGGGAGCUGCAGAUCCUGUCCCAGCUGGACCACGAGCGCCUCGUCUACUUCCACGACUCCUUUGAGAAGAAGAACGCCGUGAUCAUCGUCAUGGAGCUCUGCACAGAGGAGGAGCUGCUGGACAGGAUGGCCAGGAAGCCCUCGGUGUGCGAGUGGGAGGUGAGUGCCGGGCCGGGAGCUGCCUGCAGAGCCCCUCACCCUCCACCUGCUUCCACCUGCUGGUCACCUCGGGAACUGCAGGGGCAGGGACCUCGGACCAACCCCUGGGGCCCAGGCUUCAGCCCGGGUGUCACAGAGUGUGAGGGAGUCAGGGCCCUGCACCCCCACUUCCUGCGAGUCACCGGGACUCUCAGCCAGGCAGUAACACAGAAGGUUUAUUACCUGACGGGGAUCUCCCCGUUUGUGGGCGAGAACGACAAGACCACGCUGCUGAACAUCCGCAACUACAACGUGGCCUUCGAGGAGAGCAUGUUCCUGGGGCUGACGCGGGAGGCCAAGGGCUUUCUCAUCAAAGUGCUGGUGAACGACCGGCUCAGCGCCCUGCCCAUCAAGGACAUCGACUCGGAGGAAGUCUUUGAGGCCAAGUUCAAGCGGGGCCGGGAGUCGUCACUCAGCCGCGGCCUGAAGCUCCUCAGCAGGCCCCACUCGGAGGAGCGGCACCUGGCCAGCCCGCUGGUGCGGGAGGAGGGGAUGUACCGACCCGGCCCGGCUGGGGCGCCAUUGGAGCUCGCCAAGGGCCCGGCCCAGAGGGCCCAGUCGGUGCAGGACCUGCGUGAGCCGGAGGAGGCCAGCUUCAUCCGCAGGAUGUCCCAGCGCCUCUGGCGCACGCCGCCCGUGGAGCGGAAGCAGCCCCAGGAGGAGGCGUCGGGCCGCGAGCCCCCGAGCCGGGGCCGCCGUCUCUCCUGGACCCUGGGUCUGGGCAGCUCCAAGGACAAGCGGGACUCGGCAAGCCUGAAAUCGGAGCCAGGCCAGAGCGAGGCUGGGUCGGAGCCCCCCGGCAGGGAGCCCGGCGAGUCGCCCGUCGUGGCCAUGAGGCGAAAGAUCAGCUCCACCAUGGAGCGCCUCUCCCAGCGCCUGCACAGCCCCUUGGCCGACAGGGGGGAGGCGGAGGGGCCCGGGAAGCGGAGCCCGCUCCUGGCCCUGCUGCGGAGGUCCAACUCAGAGGGGGAGAACCUGCGCAAGAUGGAGAUCCCGCAGAACCAGCUGGCGGCACAGUCAGCCCUGGCGCCUUCCGCCGAGUCCUUCCAGUCGGAGAGCAGCACCCGCUCAGAGGCGGGUGCCAGAGCUCCCAGCGAGGGCCAGAGACGCUCCCGGUGGGACCGCUGGGGCCUGUCCCGCGCCAAGAGGGACAAGGUGGCCUCGCAGCCCAACAUCCCGACCAACCUGCUGCAGGAGGAUGGCACCAUCGUGGGCAGGCAGUACGUGCGCAACGAAUCGGAUAAGCAGGCGCUGGUGUCCGACGCCGCGGUGAACAUUGUCUCGUGUAAGGAUGGCCGCCAGCUGCUCUCCAUCCCCAAGACAUCCAAGAAGGAUGCAGGCCUGUACGAGUGCACUGCUGCCAACGCCCUGGGCACCGCCACCAGCUCAUGCACUCUGGCCGUGGCACGCCUGCCGGGGAAGCCGGGCACUCCGGAGAUACCUCAGAAGUACAAGAACACGGUGUUGGUGCUGUGGAAGCCUGCGGACAGCCGGGCCCCGUGCACCUACCUCCUGGAGUGCAAACUGAACGGUACGAGGCCUUCCAUGCCCAGCCGGCACCGCCUGGGCCCAUGGGCAGGGCUGGCAGGGCCUGGAUUCCCGGGGGGCAGCUCUGGGACCGCGCUG